This is a messenger RNA of Linum trigynum, 1952 nucleotides long. Lineage: Eukaryota; Viridiplantae; Streptophyta; Magnoliopsida; Malpighiales; Linaceae. The record is from the annotation of a GenBank genome assembly.
CAAAUCCGCCGAACCCCGAUCAGACCAUUAAACCUCAAAUCCCUUGCUUGACCGACUCAAUGACUUAAACCGAUUUGACAACCUUGCUUUGAUCACUAUUCCAGUAUUCUCUUCAGUAAAAGAUACAAAUCAUACAAUGCUAUAAUUCUUGUCCCUCGUACCUCGUUUGAUAUAACUAAUCGUCGGUGUCAAUAAUGAUCUUAUUCUGAAAGCCGGCGCCGGCCAAAUGAAGCCAUCCAAAUCCAGCCAAACGAACCAAUAAUGAACCGUAAAAAAAAUGGCGAGAGCUUAUUUCUACGAUGAAAUUCUCUGUUCAUGUAGACGUAGUCUGCAUGAAGAAGAGAUCAAUAUUAUGCGUGGCUGGCUUACAACUUACUAUAAGGAUCUUCAGGCAGUCUAAAUCUCAUGCUUUCAUGGAAUGAUUAAUGAAAUUGUUUACAUUGCAAGAACUAGAGUUAACUGGUGGUGUUAUUAUGUUUCAACAAUCCACCCAUUAUAUAUCAAUAAGCUAGGUGACAAUUGUUUGAUAUAACUCGAUCUAGAGAAAGUUUAGAGGAAAAAGAGAUUUAUCUAAUGUAUUAAUUAGAGUUUCAAACAGAAGGGUUUUCCUUGUAUGCACGAGUGACGAAGAACCAGCAGAUCUCGAUAAUUAUAGUUGUUUGGAGCUGUUCAAUAAUGGAUCUCAUACGACAUAUCAACUCUAUUUGGAAGUGGCCAGGACCGAGCCGAGUGCGCCAUUUCCUGUGGCUUGCGGUACAUGAUCGGUUGUUGACAAAUGCUGAGCGCGCCCGCCGCCACAUCGCCGACAGCUCAGGUUGCCAACGCUGCAGAGGUGACUCGGAGACCUUGGAUCACGUCCUCCGGCAGUGCCCUUUUGCUAAGGAAGUGUGGGCGGAGGUGCUCCCCGAAGCGCUCCGUCCGGAUGACAGCCGCGACAUCAAAACUUGGCUAACAGAGUCUCUCAAGUGCCCCCCAAGCCAGGUUCGUUUUGGCUUCACGUGUUGGUUCCUUUGGCGUGCUCGGAAUGGUUUCAUUUUCUCAGACAUCGUAGAAGCCCCUAACAAGUUAUCGCAAAGGAUCCUCGCCUGGGAGGUCGUCGCUCAGCAGAGUAAGCAAGCGGAUCAAAAUCUUUCACUGGGGAGGUCGGGGUCGCGUCGAGACGUGGCUGUGGGGUGGAGACCGGCCCCGACAGGGUGGAUCACAGUGAACUCUGAUGGGUCGCUCCUGCGGCCCUCAGGGUCUACCGCUGUAGGAGGAGCGCUUAGAGACUGGCAGGGUCGCUUGUUAGGGGCCUAUACGAUGAACCUGGGGAAGUGUACCAUCACCCGUGCAGAGAUUUGGGGGGCAUUGAAGGGUCUAGAGCUUGCUUGGGAAGCAGGGCAUCGACAAGUGGAGCUCCAGCUCGAUUCUCGUACGACGAUGUCGCUUCUCAAGGAUUCGGGACAACAUAACCACCAACAUGCCAACCUCACAUUAUCGUUCCAGGCCUUGCUCCGCAGGGAUUGGAUUGUGCGUAUCACUCACAUCUAUAGGGAGUCCAACUUUUUGGCCGACUGUCUUGCUCACAAGGGGCAUUCUCUGACCCCGGGCUUUCACUUUGUUCCCGUUUCGGAUCCUGAUAUUUGUCAUUGGACCUUAUUUGACUCUGUUGGCGGUUUUACCGUUUGAUCGGUUUAUGAAUAAGAGGUAGUGGUGCUUGCACCCGUUUCAUAAAAAAAAAAAACAUGCCCCCUCAAACUCGGACCGCUCUAGACAAUCUGAAAACGGGGUCGUCGGGAUUUUAUUUGAACACAACACGUCUCAAUCAUAAAAGGCUCGAAGACAAUGUCAGAAAUCAAUUCAUCUCAAUAACUUAAGUUGUUGAGAGAUGUUUCUUAAUAAAUUUUAAAAUACAUAAGAACAACACGUAAUAAUACCCUAACUGAAAAGCUUAAUAAACAGGGCAGGAUACA